Messenger RNA from Anguilla rostrata (American eel), 2591 nucleotides. Its product is annotated as circadian-associated transcriptional repressor. Gene Ontology annotation, molecular function: RNA polymerase II cis-regulatory region sequence-specific DNA binding. NCBI's taxonomy places the organism in Eukaryota, Metazoa, Chordata, Actinopteri, Anguilliformes, Anguillidae. The transcript has 6 exons. The record is from RefSeq and is a predicted model, not a curated record. Gene Ontology annotation, cellular component: nucleus. Gene Ontology annotation, biological process: negative regulation of DNA-templated transcription; circadian regulation of gene expression. Bases 192 to 1310 code for a protein of 372 amino acids.
UUCCUAGACACGUUGCCUUAGGAGAAGUUACACGGGGUGCCCGAUUGCGGGACUUCGUCACUGAAACCACCGCAUCGCACAGCACAAUCUCUCUACCCAAGUGUACCGGGUUUACCUCCGAACAAAGGAAAGUGCGAUUCACUCCCUUCUGGUCAGUGAUGAUUGCUGGUGGAUAGGUCCUGUGCCUGAAGAUGUCUGCGUCAGAUUCUGACUCCAUUGACUGGCUGGCCAGCGACGAUGAAGACUGUGAAAGCACGUCCGAGUUGGUCUGCAAGGGCGGAGCCAGCGCGACUAAGAUGCUGCCAUUACCCGUGUCGUCAGGGGCGGAGUCCCGCGUGGCCCAACCCGGCCCUCAGGCCGCGGAGAGUGACUGUAGCAGUACGAAAGAGGGGGCCAGCUGCCGGGAUGGGGGGGCCUGUGGAACCUCCUCCAGGAGUGCAGAGCCCUGUGGGGGUACCGGCUGUGGCCUCCUGCUCCUGGGACAGGAGGCGCAGUGCGGGCCCUUGUGGCGAUCAGCGCUGUACGUCCCGGAUGGCUUGCCGGGCGAGGGGCCCCGGCGGGCCCCAAAGAGGCCCCGCAGCACAGAGGCCCAGGUCUGCUGGCCUUGGCCACAUCCCGUAAGGACGUCCAACGAUGAACUGUUUGCUCGCAAGUGCUCGGAGCUGCAGUGCUACGUCCCGCACCUGUCCUCCAUCCUGAGCGGCCUGCGGUCCGGACGCUACAGAGAGCGUCUGAGCAGUUUCCAGGAGAGCGUUGCUAUGGACAGGAUUCAGAGAAUAAUGGGUGUUCUGCGGAACCCUUGCAUGGGCGAGCGCUACAUCAACAUCAUUCUGAAAGUGGAGGAAAUGCUGAGGAGCUGGUUCCCUAACGUGAAACCCAAAGAGCGACUUGGCAGCGAGCAGACGGACGAAACCACUCCUUCCAAGAGGCUGAAGCCUUGCCCCGCCAUCACAGCGGAAAGCCCCGCGGAGCUCGGCGUCUCCAACGAGGCCUUCGGGGCGGGCGAGCCCGUGCCCCCGGGCGGCUACUCGGCCACCCACCUGAAGUGGCUGCACACGUCGCCCAUCUGCUCCCCGUCGGCGCAGCGGGCGCUGGGGAGGCUGCGGCGGUGGCGGGCGGAGGCGGCGGGCGCCCAGGACGUCACGCAGGACAGCUCCGUCUCCUCCAGCACCGACCCGCCGCCCGGCCCCCAGCACCGGCCCCCCGGCAAGAUCGUGGCCCCCUGCCUGGAGAGGCUGCUCAAGUCCACCGAGAGCAUCAUCACCCGCAAAAGCGCGCCGGCCACCUUGAAGGAGAGCAGCUGGUCUUAGCGCGGAAUCCACCCGGCUGAUCCCAGAACAGUGGAACGGGGCCACCUGCAGGAGGAGAGACAGCAUUGGACUGCCCGCCGCUGGUCUGGAGUCAGUCCCUUAGGGGGAAAACCCAUUCCAGCCUUCAAAUGAGUCGCAGUUCCCGUAAUGUGAUUUUUAUGGCAGGACGGAGGUCUCCUUGUACUGGAGGGGCUUGUUCGUGGUAAAAGUAAGCACACGCCUGUCCCAAACCUGAAAUCUGCAUUCAUUCCCCUCAGAUGACCUCUGAUGGUUGCACGUAACUUUGGGACUUGAUGGCGCUGUGCGCGAGCGAGUGUGGGAGCAGAGCCCCCGAACGGCCUUCUUUCAGCACGGCCCCUGCUGGAGCUGUGAAGACGCCUCGUCAGACCUCCUUCUGCAGAAGACGGACACGUGUCAGCAUUCACAGCAUUACUUCAGUUAAAGGAAAGGGAAGGAGGGGUGUUGGGAACACUUAGGACACGGCCUUGUCAGCAGUAUAUCCAUACAGAAGUGGCAUACGUAUGAAUGGAGCGUUCAUGUGAGAAACGUGUGCGCGUGCGUGCGUGCGUGUGUGCAUUUAGCUUAGCUCAGAGUCGAGCAACAUCUGGUGACUGUUACUUCAUUAACUUCUCGUUAAGUUUCGAUACAAUGCCUCUACCUCAGGUUGACACAGUUUUGUUCAGGUUGGAGUAUACUGUAAACGGAUGAAGGCAGAAGGAGAGGGGGAGGGGGAGGGGGAGGCGCGACGCGUCUCCCGCGCGAGUCGUCCCGCUCGUUUGAACAGGGGGGCCGGGCCGGGCCUGUGGAGACGGGGGGCCGCUGAAGUCGGGCCUCUGAGGCGGGGGCCACCGUGGAGAAUGUGAACUCCAGCUCAGACGUUUGGGAAAGCGUCUCGGUUGCGAAGGCAAAAGCAGUGCCUGUCACUUGACGUCAGGCCACGCCCUUCGGCUGGCUGAACGGAUGCGCAUUGUGCUGAAUAUGCGAACCCCAGAAGGAACUGCAGAACCCAGGAAAUCUCUGGACUCCCGCCAUUUCCUGUAUCUGGUAAAUGAUUAAAUCCUUGCCAACUCGGAUUCUGCGGUCAAGUUAACCCAAGUUUCUGUCAACACAAGCUGGACAAUGUCUAACUGGCACCCAGCUGAAGGGGGGGAGAAGUGUAUUACUUUUAUGUAAAUAUUCUGAACCAUGUUCCAGGUUGUUAAUUUACCCUACAAAAGUGGCCUUUACAGUGUGAUAUUUUAUACUUUCUAAAUAAAUGUGGUUAUAUUUGUUUGGCAUAAA